CCAUUUGCACCACAUCAGUCGUUCAAGGUGCACACAUUUGAAUGGACGUUGGUUGUAAAUUACAGCCGGAUAAUGAAGAGUGAGCCAAUUAUCGAAAAAAUACGCAACAAAUUGAAGGAUUCUAAUCCUGAUCGACGCACGGUUUUGAGCGUAUUUCAAUUCAAUAUCACUGAUACCGAUGGAAAGUUAAUUAAAAGUGUAGUUUUUGAUUUUAAGGAUCUGAAUAUCUAUGAGGGCACAACAGAUGCAGCAGAUGCUGAAGUUAUUAUAUCGGAUGAGGAUUUCUAUCUAGUAGGUACGAAGCAAACAACAUUUGAUGUACUACUCGCUGAGAACAGGGCGGUUGUCAAGGGAGAUGCCAAGGCCAUAGACAAAAUACUUGGGAAGUUCCGUUCAGGAGCAGAUAAGUGACUGGAUUGAUAGUUGAUUAUUAUUUUUUAUUUAAGUCAAAACGGUGAGAGCCUGGACCCACUUACGCGUUUAAAGGAAGAUGCGAAUAAUGUUGCAGAUAGCGAAUGUAGUUCUUGAAUUAUAGCGAUAUCAGUGAUGUUUACAUGUAUGUAUUUACAUAUGAACAUGCACCCAUAUGCAUAUGUAUUCCUGUUCUUACUUUAGUAAUCAUGUCCUAAAAUUUAUUCUUUUAAAUAAACUAACCUUAAUUUUAUAUAAAUAAACUAGCAGACCCGGUGAACUUCAUCCCGCCAAAAA
This is a messenger RNA of Rhagoletis zephyria (snowberry fruit fly), 708 nucleotides long. RefSeq lists its product as uncharacterized. Gene Ontology annotation, cellular component: cytosol. The record is from RefSeq and is a predicted model, not a curated record. Lineage: Eukaryota; Metazoa; Arthropoda; Insecta; Diptera; Tephritidae.